CGCCCGGGCACCCCUGCCACUCCCGGCGGCGGCGGCGGCGGCGCCGCGGGGCGAUGCACCCCGGGCCGCUGGCCCUCUAGCCCGCUCGGCCGGUCCCCUCGCCGCCUGUCAGCCCCGAGGCUUCUGAGGACCUUCCCGACUGCACCGAGCCAGCCCUCUUCAUGCUGCAGUGCCGCACCGUUUCCGCUACCGAAGGGGAGAAGCGGCCGGGAUCGCAAACAAAACCCGAGAACUGGUGUGUGACUCAUCUGCUCGGAUACCUCCCGUCCCCGGACUGUCUUCCCGGAGUUUUCUUGGCCGAAGCUGCCCAAUGGUUGAGCCUUUUCUUCCUAGGGAAGAUAGACUGAAAGCUGCCAGUUGGGGACUUUUUUUGGUCAAGAAGUGUCUGUAUUUUAAAGGAGGUGAUGGGGCUUGCGCUGACUUGUCUUCCUGCCCAGUUGAAGAGUUGUUGAUGUUCACGGGUUAUGCUUAGACGAUGCGCAGUUUGUUUUAAUUUAAAAAUUUUGGGGGGCUAGGGCUAUAGGCUUGUGAAGAGCCUUCCGAACCUGGAGGAGCUCCUCAUUGUCCCCGGUAGAGACAACCCCCCAGCCUGUCCUCGAUGCCGUCAGCCUUGGCCAUCUUCACUUGCCGCCCGAACUCGCACCCGUUUCAGGAGCGUCAUGUCUACCUGGACGAGCCCAUCAAGAUCGGCCGCUCGGUGGCCCGCUGCCGACCAGCGCAGAAUAAUGCCACCUUUGACUGCAAAGUGCUGUCAAGGAACCAUGCUCUGGUCUGGUUCGAUCACAAGACGAGCAAGUUUUAUCUCCAAGACACUAAAAGUAGUAAUGGUACCUUUAUAAAUAGUCAGAGAUUGAGUCGAGGCUCUGAAGAAAGUCCACCAUGUGAAAUUCUUUCUGGUGACAUUAUCCAGUUUGGGGUAGAUGUCACAGAGAAUACACGGAAAGUUACCCAUGGGUGUAUUGUUUCCACAAUAAAACUUUUUCUACCAGAUGGUAUGGAAGCCCGACUCCGCUCAGAUGUCAUCCAUGCUCCAUUACCGAGUCCUGUUGACAAAGUUGCUGCUAACACUCCAAGUAUGUACUCUCAGGAACUAUUCCAACUUUCUCAGUAUCUACAGGAGGCCUUACAUCGGGAACAGAUGCUGGAACAGAAGUUAGCCACACUUCAGCGGCUACUGGCCAUCACCCAAGAGGCCUCAGAUACUAGUUGGCAGGCUUUAAUAGAUGAAGAUAGACUCUUAUCACGGUUAGAAGUUAUGGGAAACCAGUUGCAGGCAUGCUCCAAAAAUCAAACAGAAGAUAGUUUACGGAAGGAACUUAUAGCACUGCAGGAAGAUAAACACAACUAUGAAACAACAGCCAAAGAGUCUCUGAGGCGGGUUCUUCAGGAGAAAAUUGAAGUGGUUAGAAAACUUUCAGAAGUUGAGCGAAGUCUGAGUAAUACUGAAGAUGAAUGUACCCACCUGAAAGAAAUGAAUGAACGGACUCAGGAGGAAUUAAGAGAAUUAGCCAAUAAAUAUAAUGGAGCAGUUAAUGAAAUCAAAGAUUUAUCUGAUAAAUUAAAGGUAGCAGAGGGAAAACAAGAGGAAAUCCAACAGAAGGGACAAGCUGAGAAGAAAGAAUUACAGAACAAAAUAGAUGAAAUGGAAGAAAAAGAACAGGAGCUUCAGGCAAAAAUAGAAGCUUUGCAAGCUGACAAUGAUUUCACCAAUGAAAGGCUGACAGCUUUACAAGUACGGUUAGAACAUCUGCAGGAGAAAACUCUUAAAGAAUGCAGCAGCUUAGGGAUACAAGUUGAUGACUUCUUACCUAAAAUAAAUGGGAGCACAGAAAAAGAGCACUUGCUUUCAAAGAGUGGCGGGGACUGCACUUCUAUUCAUCAGUUCCUAGAAUGCCAGAAGAAGCUGAUUGUCCAGGGGCAUCUAACCAAAGUGGUAGAAGAAUCAAAGCUUUCAAAAGAAAACCAGGCGAAAGCAAAGGAAUCUGACUUAUCAGAUACUCUGAGUCCAAGCAAGGAAAAAAGCAGCGACGACACUACAGACGCCCAAAUGGAUGAGCAAGACCUAAAUGAACCCCUUGCUAAGGUGUCUCUAUUAAAAGAUGACUUGCAGGGUGCACAGUCAGAAACUGAGGCCAAACAAGAAAUUCAGCAUCUUCGCAAAGACUUGAUUGAAGCCCAGGAGCUAGCUAGAGCAAGUAAACAAAAAUGCUUUGAACUUCAAGCUCUUUUGGAAGAAGAACGAAAAGCCUAUCGAAAUCAAGUUGAGGAAUCUGCUAAACAAAUACAGGUUCUUCAAGUCCAGCUGCAGAGGUUACAUGUGGAUAUGGAGAAUCUCCAAGAGGAAAAAGACUCCGAAAUCUCCAGCACAAGAGAUAAAUUGCUUAGUGCCCAAGAUGAGAUUUUGCUCCUUCAUCAAGCAGCAGCGAAGGCUGCUUCUGAGCGGGACACUGACUUUGCUUCUUUGCAAGAGGAGCAUAAGAAGGUGAGAGCAGAGCUUGAGAGCUGGAGGAAAGCAGCAUCUGAGUAUGAGCAAGAAAUCACAAGUCUGCAGAGCAGUUUCCAGCUUAGGUGUCAGCAAUGUGAAGACCAGCAAAGGGAGGAGGCAACAAGGUUGCAAGGUGAACUAGAGAAGUUGAAAAAGGAAUGGAAUGUAUUGGAAACUGAAUGCCAUUCUCUAAAAAAGGAAAAUGUUUUGUUGUCAUCAGAACUGCAGCGGCAAGAAAAAGAAUUGCACAAUUCUCAGAAGCAGAGUUUGGAGCUCACGAGUGACCUCAGCGUCCUUCAGGUUACUAGGAAAGAGCUUGAGAACCAAGUGGGAUCCUUGAAAGAACAACACCUUCGGGAUUCAGCAGACUUAAAAACUCUUCUCAGUAAGGCUGAAAACCAAGCAAAGGAUGUACAGAAAGAGUAUGAAAAGACACAGACCGUACUCUCAGAACUGAAGUUGAAGUUUGAAAUGACUGAGCAGGAAAAGCAAUCCAUCACAGAUGAGCUCAAACAAUGUAAAGACAACCUGAAGCUGCUGCGAGAGAAAGGAAAUAAUAAACCCUGGCCCUGGAUGCCCAUGUUGGCGGCCCUGGUUGCAGUGACAGCUAUUGUGCUGUAUGUGCCAGGUCUGGCCAGAGCUUCUCCAUGACAGUGUGUCUUGAGUCUGUACACCGUCCUCCCUCUAGAAGCUGGCAUCACUCUCAUGCUGGGGACGAGCAGAACCAUUUUCUUCCUUUUUACCUCUUAAAACAGCAAAGUGCAAGAAUACAGCUGUAGGGUCAUUGCUUUAACUUAUAUAAAAUAUAUCUGUCUAUAGAGAGGAUAUAAAGUUGUGAAUUUAUUCGGUUUUACAUUUAAUUUUUAAAUUAGUAUGUUGAGAUUCUGAAUUAUUAUGGCGGCCUAAAGUAGGCUUCCUAGUGCACCAAAUUAUUUAUACCAUAAAUUUAUAGAUAUUUUACUCUGAAUUCUGAUGGCCACAUAGUUCAUUUUUCUGAUUCGGUAAGUACUCAAACCGAACAACCCAUACAUACAUGGGAAGAGAGGCCCUGUGUGCUCAGUGCCUAUCAGUUUGAAUAUAUACACACACACACAUAUAUAUAUAUAUUUUUUACAUAUUUACGCCAUUUUUACUUGUUAUAAAACCACUGAGCUAUUGGGAACAAGACUUAGACAAUUAUUUGUGUGGAUUUUUUUUAAGGAAAAAACAUUUGGAAAAUAUUCACUUCUAAUGAUAAUUUGGGGGAUACAUACAUUUUUGUUCAGCCUUAAUGUGACUUGAAGAUGUGAAGGACAUCAGCUUUGAAAAACUUUCCAUGAGAGUUUGUAUUUUCUUGAGCAAACAUAUUUCUGGGAGCAAAAGCAUAACUGCAUAAUUUCAGUGCAAUCAACCAAACUGUUGAGUGAAUUGAAAUGUAAUUUACUAAACCUCAUGUAUUUAAGAAAUGUUUUCUUUAAAAGCCAAGUUACCUUCUCAUAUACAGCAGUUUAGAAAGCAUGAUUUUUUUUUUCUGUCAUCUGUUCCUCCAAGCAUGUUUAAUUGAAGGAAGAAUUAUAUCUGUUUAGAUAAGCUUUUAUUGACUUCAUUUGGUUAUGAUGUGGAGCUAAUUCACAUUCAAGGUGAGCUGAUGUUACCUACCAGCAGAUUUCUUGGUUAGGUAUACAAAUGGUUAUUCUCUUUUUACUGUUAAUUGGAACGGCCUCUUAAGUAGUAGCACCAUUCCCGAGAUUGGUAGUGUUCCAUGCACAGUGACACACCUAAGCACUGCUUGACAUAUACAUUAAGACACAGGUUAAAAUUUAGCUAUGGUUUUGUACAGCACCAUAGUGAUGUCAGCAUCCUAAAGUAUCACACAGUUAAAUUUUCUUCAGUCAGUGAAGACUGGGGGGAAUGUCAGUGAAUUGGCUUGAAUGUUCUAUGAGAAUACCCAGCUCUAGCCAGCUAUUGAGAUAGGAGUUUAUGAUAUAAUUUGCCUUGUGAUGUUUGGCAGUCAUUGUUUUUAUUUUAAAAAUUGUAUUUAAAGCUAUUUGGGAUUGUUGCCGGGAGAAUCACUAGAUAUAUGGAGGAAAUAGCCACAAAAGACUUAUAGAAAAUACUGUCAUAUAGUUCAUUUUACCAUCUCUGUUGCAGGAAGCCACUCCACCACAGAAUGCUAAUAUGCCAGUGGUACCCAGUACCUCUUGUAUAUAGUUAUUGCAAAUACUGUUCUGAAAUGCAUAACUUCAAAAUUACCUUUUUUAAAGUAAAUAAUUGUUUGAAAUCUAUUUUGUAAAGAUAAAACGUACAAUAGAAUUUCUGGAGUACAGAUUAAACUAUUUGCACUAACACACGUGAUGUGCAUGAUUUAAUAAAAUAACUUUAAUCUCCCUA
Messenger RNA from Psammomys obesus (fat sand rat), 4855 nucleotides. It is a transcript of the gene Slmap, whose product is annotated as sarcolemma associated protein. NCBI's taxonomy places the organism in Eukaryota, Metazoa, Chordata, Mammalia, Rodentia, Muridae. The record is from RefSeq and is a predicted model, not a curated record. The coding region runs from base 599 to 3136 and encodes 845 amino acids. The transcript is spliced from 23 exons. Gene Ontology annotation, molecular function: protein binding. Gene Ontology annotation, biological process: regulation of membrane depolarization during cardiac muscle cell action potential; regulation of voltage-gated sodium channel activity; protein localization to plasma membrane.